Molecule: messenger RNA, 3412 nt
Organism: Scatophagus argus
Lineage: Eukaryota; Metazoa; Chordata; Actinopteri; Scatophagidae
Gene: mcama
Product: melanoma cell adhesion molecule a
Exons: 16
Coding region: 127-1983 (618 amino acids)
Biological process (GO): angiogenesis
Cellular component (GO): plasma membrane
Source: RefSeq, a predicted model, not a curated record
CCUCCUCCCCCUCCCCCUCCCCCUCCUCCCCUCCUCAGUCUCCUCCGGGCUGCUGGCUAACUUCUCGUCGACAGAGCAGCUCACUUCAGUUAGUGUUGGACUGGAUACGUCGAGCAGUGAGGAGACAUGGCUUUCCUGCGCAGCGCGUUCCCUCCGCUUCUGCUUCACGUGUGCCUGCUGAGCUGCAGCGCGUGGGCCAAAGUGGAUGUGACGAUGCAUGACAAUGUUGAAGUGUACCUGGAUGACUACGCUCAAAUCCCCUGCCAGUACAGCUUCACUGACGACAGCAGCGAGCCCAGCUUUGUCAUGAUCCAGUGGUUUGUGGGCGCUGUGGGUGGCAACGCAAGGACGCGCAUUUUCUACGGUGAUAAGAGUCAACAGAUGGUGGACAACAACACGGACUACAGCGGUCGCAUCGACGUGACGUCAGACCAGCAGGGAACGCGACUCAUUAUCCAAGAUGUCCGCCUCUCCGACGAGAGGGAAUUCUUCUGCCAGGUUAGCGGACUGGCUGCAGGCAGCGCUGAGGGCAAGACCCAGCUCAGGGUGUUCGCUCCUCCAGAGCCUCCGGUGAUCGAGGGGGUCCCGACUGGAAUAUCUGUGACCAGUGAGGUGCCGUCUAAGGUUGCAUCGUGUGAGGCUCGAAACGGCUUCCCGAAACCCAACAUCACCUGGUACAGGAACAACACGCCCCUGAUGCCUGAACCGGGACAUGUGAAUGUGUUGACCCUGGUGACCCGGGGGUCCAGUGGCUUCUACUCCGUCCAGAGCACACUGGAGUACAAGGUGGUGAAGGAGGACAAGGAUGCCUUCUUCUCCUGUGAGGUCAGCUUCUUUGUCCCGGCAGCCAUCAGGACAGUCGAGUCCAACAGCAUCAACGUCACCGUCCACUACCCAACCACCAUGGUGGAGCUGUGGAAGGAGUCGCCCCAGGGUUUGGUCAAAGAGGGGGAUACUGUGGCGCUGCGUUGCCAGGGUGAUGGCAACCCCCCGCCGCCCUUCAUUUUCAACAGAGAACAAGAGCCGGACGUGGACUUGGAGAACAGUGGCGACGUGUUGAACCUGUCUCCGGUGUCACGGAAAGACAGCGGCAUCUACCAGUGUCGCCCUCUGGACACCGACGGCCACGCCGAGGUCAAAGGAGAGAUGCAGCUCACGGUGCACUACUUGGACCCGGCUGUGGUGGUCCCUAAAGACUCAGAAGUCAUGCUGAGAGGAGAAGACCUGACUGCGACCUGCAAUGCUCUGUCCUCCCUCAAAACAUCCACGGUCUGGUACAAGGCUGGGCGGCAGGUGGGUAAGGGGAACACUCUGCACCUGAGGGACGCCACCUACGAGACAACGGGAGAGUACGUGUGUGAGGUGACCGUUCCUUCCUUGCCUGCGCUGCACACCAGCGGCUCCGUCCACAUCAUCGUCCAAGGUGGUCCCCAGCUGGUGGGAGUGGAACAGGAAGUGCAGCUGGAGGAGGCUGAAGGCAGGAUGGUGAACUUGAGCUGUGAGGCUCAGGGCCACCCGCUGCCCAGCAUCUCCUGGAGCAUCAUCGGCAGCCAGAGCUGGCAGGAAGUGGUGAGCAGGGCCAGCGAGCACACGACCCACAGCGUGGUGUCCGUCAAGGUCACCUCAGACAUCGUCGCUCAGUGCAACGCGUCCAACGACAUGGGAACUGAAGCCAAGGCGUUCAGCAUCAAAGCCAUUCCCAGACUCACUUCGGCUGCUCCCUUCUCUCCUGCCGAGGGCAGCGGCGUCAUCAUCGUGGUGAUCAUACUGAGCCUGUUGCUGCUCGCCAUCCUCGGCAGCGUUCUUUACUUCCUGCACAAGAAGGGGAAGAUCCCGUGUGGACGCUCAGGGAAACAGGACAUCACCAAAGAGAAAACCACCAAAGACGAUAUCGUCGUGGAGAUGAAGACCAACGCGAAGAAUGAGGAGGCUGUGCUCCUAAAGGCCGUCAAUGGAGACAAAAAAGGCCCUAAUGAGCAGUAAAGUCCCAGCAGAGACGUCCAGCGGGAGGAGGCGGAACACAUGAAGCCAGCAGACAGUGUGUGCGUGUGUGUGUGCGUGUGUGUGUGUGUGUGUGUGUGUGUGUGUGUGUGUGUGUGUGUGCUGGAGCAGAGGAGCCCAUAGACGCAUCCACUGAUCUGAGACCUGCAGAGUUAACACGACAUCACAAUCUGGACUCCCCCCCAUCAUGCUCAUCAUUCAGUAGAUUUAUACACACACACACACACACACACACACACACAGGUAUCUAUGUACAGAUGUGUGUUUUGUUUUGACUGAAUGUUUGCUCCGUUGACGUUCAGUUUCUCCGUUUGUUUUGUGCUGCGUUCAGCUCUCGGCAGUGGUUCAGUGUGUGUACGAUGUCGUUUCACGUGCACCUUUUGUUUGUUUUCUUUCUCUUUAUGAAAGUGUAUAUAUUAUAUAUAUUUUGUUAUUUAAGAUGUUUUGGCACUCAUAUUUUCAUUUCGUCUGGGUCGUGUGCACGUCGAUCCGUCCACAUGGGUUUUAAUUUAGCAGAAAAGUGAUGAAUCCACACCGGGAGACACUGAAGCUCGGGGUGAUGCGAACACUGCUGAUCGGUCACACACACUGCUGUCAGGCCCUCGUGCUCUUUGUAAAUACAUGUAGUGUACAGACCUGCUCGUGGUGGCCUUGGACUGUUACUGAAGGCGAUAAGGUCAGAGUUUAGCCGUCUGCUGUGCCUGUUUUGAGGAUGCAUCAUACACUGAAUUUGUUUUUUGGUUUUUUUUUAUCUUUCUUCGGUUUGCUGUGUGUGUUUUCUUUGUUUCUCCUGAGAGCUGGUCGGGCCUUGAAGGGGUGUUCCAGCGUUUGUGCAUGUUUAGCGUGUUCGCCACAGGUAACACAUCCCGCACUGCUGACGGUCCUGCACAUCCGUGGUCAGAGUCAGUGUUAUUCCAGGAUGAUUUCAGCCCUGCUCUGCAUUAAGGGAAGACAUGCAGCUUCUCUGGUUCGCUCCUUCGAGGGCCCCUUUUGUGAAUAUGAUGUGCUGAGGUUAUUGUGAAACUGUACAUUUCGUUGCUGCCCAGAUGACUUGCAACAUAGCGGCGUUUUUGUUUUUCCCCACUGAGUUUUAAGUCGUACAAACGUCAGGUUCUGACGUCGUCCUGCUGUCGUUAGAAAAGCUGCACGAAGCCACAACACCAAGCGACUGCGCUGUCUGCUUUGCGACUGCGCAGUCUGCUUUGACCCGCAAACGUGCAGCACGACUUUAAACAUGUUGUUCUUGAUUCUUCACCGGCGGGAAAACGAGUUUGAAAGCAAACAUUGCAAUUAUGUUCUUUUCUAAUUGUGUGUAAAUUAAGUUCUGUACAUGUGAUUCUUUGAUGCUUGCGUUUUUUUUAUAUUUUUUGCAGGAAAAUAAUGCCAAAUAAAAACGUUUCAUUUAAAGAGA